Molecule: messenger RNA, 14372 nt
Organism: Trichomycterus rosablanca
Lineage: Eukaryota; Metazoa; Chordata; Actinopteri; Siluriformes; Trichomycteridae
Gene: fras1
Product: Fraser extracellular matrix complex subunit 1
Exons: 74
Coding region: 99-12077 (3992 amino acids)
Biological process (GO): cell communication; anatomical structure morphogenesis
Cellular component (GO): membrane
Molecular function (GO): protein binding
Source: RefSeq, a predicted model, not a curated record
ACGGUUCACAUCUGUUCUGAUUUAUUCCACAUUUAAUCGGUUUUUGAGGUGUUUUACUGCUGUAAAGAGUCGCCUUUAAGGCUGGAAAAGCGCUAAUAAUGGACGGUGUGUGGAUUCUGCUCGCACUUUGUACUGCACUUAACGCGCUCGCGCACACAACCCAAGGAGCGUGUGUGCACCAAGGCGUACUAAUCGCGAACAACACAUCAUGGAAACCGGACACUUGUCAGGACUGUACCUGCCACGGCGAUGUCGUCAUCUGCAAAGCUACUCGUUGCCCAAACCCACAGUGUGACUUUCAGAGGGGCGAGCGCCUGAGAAUCCCCCCUAACAAGUGCUGUCCGGAGUGUUCCGCUCAGUCGGCCGGCUCCUGCCAUCACCAGGGAGCGGUGUACGGGCACGACAGCCAAUGGAACGAGUCCAAGUGUUCCGUGUGUACCUGUUCCACGGGGAAAGUGACCUGCGUCCCUCCGGCCUGCCCCCCCCUCAGCUGCGGAGGUGGACAGAGUCCUUACAUCCCGGUCGGCGAGUGCUGUCCUAAAUGCGCCCGAAACGGAGCUUCCUGCUCCUGGGAGGGUACAGAGCACAGGGACGGUGAAGAGUGGAACCCCAGUCCCUGCGUAAGGUGCCGAUGCGACAACGGACAGAUGCGGUGCUUCGUCGCAGAAUGUCAACCUGUGACCUGCAAACCGAAUGAAAACCUGGUGAUCCAGCCGGGGACGUGCUGCCCUCAGUGCAUUUCAAACCCGUGCAUAGCAUCAGGAAAAGAAUACAAGGAUGGCGAACAAUGGCAGAAGAGCAGCUGCACCACCUGUGUGUGCCACCGUGGCCAGUCACGUUGUCAUGCAGAAAAAUGUCCCCCUCUCCAGUGUGACAAGGGUGAGAUGAAGGUGAGGCGACCCGGUCAGUGCUGCGAGGAGUGCGCCUCGACCAAAGGCGGCUGCCUGUACGAGGGUACGCCGCGCUACCACGCCGACAUGUGGAACGGCACAGGCUGCGAGUUCUGCAUGUGCCAGCGAGGCCAGGUGACGUGUCAGCGUGCUGAGUGCGCCAGGCUGGAGUGCCCACGGGGUGAAGAGCUGGUCACUCUAAGUGGAAAGUGUUGCCCGGAGUGUAAGGCGUCGGUCAGCUCCUGUGUGUAUGCACAUCCAGAAAAAGAGGGGGAGAAAACCAGCGUGAAGAGUUUCAGACGUCUGGCUGACUUAGAGAGCGCGACUGAGGGGCCGUGUAGAGAGUGCCAGUGUCGGGACGGUCAGGUGACCUGCUAUCGGCGCUCCUGUCCCACGUGUCCAGUCGGCACCCUGGCCAUGCCACAGCAAGGAGAGUGCUGUCCUGAAUGCCGCCCAGCGGUGCAGUGUCACCCCGACUGUCUGACGUGCUCCGCUACUCCGGAUCACUGCGACAGCUGUAAAGACCCGGCGGCUCUUCUCUGGAACGGACGCUGCGUGCACGUUUGUCCUCACGGAUUCUUUCCCCAGGGCCGAGUCUGUGCAGCCUGCCAGCCGUCCUGCGUCACCUGUGAGAACGGAUUUGAGUGUACGGCGUGCGGUGGGUCGCUGCUCUCCAGCGGCAGGCAGUGUGUGGCCGUCUGCGAGUCAGGACAGUAUCAGGACCACACACAGUGUUUGAGUUGCCAUGACUCCUGUUCCUCUUGCCGAGGGGCGGGUCCUCAGGCCUGUCUGUCCUGCGCCGACCCCCCCCAUCAGCUGAAGGACGGCUUUUGCGUCGAGGACUGCGGACCGGGUUUCUACGUCAGUCAAGGCCGCUGUUACGCUUGUGACCCGUCCUGUGCCACCUGCCAUCCUGAUAACCCCGACUGCCUGAGCUGCCCCGGUGGUUUUGCACUGCACCAUGGGAAAUGCGUGUCGGACUGUCCGGCUUAUCAUUACAAAGACGCGUACGGCCGCUGCCAGAUGUGUCACGGCUCCUGCGCGUCCUGCUCCGGGCCCUCGGCGUCCCAGUGCGCCUCAUGCCCAGGAUCUCUGCUUCUACACCAGGCCGAGUGUGUGGAGUCCUGCGGGGAGGGGCUGUUCCCCAGAGACGGACGCUGUUACAGUUGCCACGCGUCCUGCCGUGCCUGCGCGGGUCCGGAGGCGUCGGACUGUGUGCGCUGUGUAAAGCCGGACGAGGUGCUGCAGCCCAACGACAAGCACGUGUCUCACGGCAUGUGUCUGUCCGCCUGUCCGUCACGGCAUUACCUGGACUCACAACUCAUCUGCAGAGAGUGUCAUACCUCAUGUUCCGGCUGCACCACAGAAAACGCCCACAGUUGCACCUCCUGUCCUCCACGCGCUGUCCUGCACGACGGGCAGUGUCUCGAUCGCUGUCCUCACGGCUUUCACGUCGAGGACCAGACCUGCCGCGCCUGUCACCCGUCAUGUAAGGAAUGUUCCGGUCCCUCUCAAGCCGACUGCACAGCCUGUCCCCGCCACGCCAGCCUCCACAACGGUUACUGUCGCACCACUUGCCCUGAGGGACAGUACCUAAACGCUGUGGGCUUCUGUAACCAGUGCCAGGAGGGCUGCCAGAGGUGCACGGCCGACCUGCUGCAGGGCUCCGGGACCGUGUGCUUGUGGUGUAAAGGGUCACGCAUGCUCCUGCUGGGGGAUCGCUGCGUGGAAGACUGUCCGCACGGACACUACAGAUACCACGGAGCCUGCAAGAAAUGUCAUGCUUCCUGUGCCGAAUGCAGUGGGGAGGGACCUCUGUCCUGUACUUCCUGUGUAGCCCCGGGUGUGCUGGCCCCAUCCGGUACGUGCGUGUCUCGAUGCCCUAUAGGAUACUACGCUGACGGAAACGGAGUGUGUCGCAUGUGCGACCGACAGUGUCUGAGCUGUGAAAUGCCGGGCGUGUGUACGUCCUGCCAGGACCCGGCGAAGGUUCUGUUGUUCGGCGAGUGCCAGUAUGAAACCUGUGCCCAGCAGUACUAUCUCAACACCAGCACCCACACCUGCAGAGAGUGUGACUGGAGCUGUAACGCAUGCCGAGGCCCGUCGCGUAGUGACUGUCUGCAGUGUAUGGAAGGUCACGUCCUACAGAACGGAGUGUGCGUCCAGGUCUGCUCUCCAGGGUCCUACCAGGACGGCGAGAGAUGCCUCAGUUGUGAUGAUCACUGCGAACGGUGCGACGGACCUGGCCGGUGUCUUCGGUGCCAGGAGCGCUACGCCGUCCUGAACGGUCAGUGUGUGUCCAAGUGCGGUAACCAUUACGUCCUCGAUUCUGCUGCACGUCAGUGUGUCGCAUGUCCUUCUGAUUGCGCGGAGUGCGCGAACGUGGAAAAAUGCAGCGUCUGCGCUCAGAAGACGUUCCUCAAGAACGGACAGUGCACGCCAGACUGCGGUCGCGGCCACUACGCCGACACGAAGACCAGAGAAUGCCGAGCAAACACUCACGCUCCGACGCUCCACGUCAACGGCUCGUUCCUGGUCUCCGUCGGCGGAGUGAGCCAGCUGGACCCGGCGCUUCUGUCGGUCAAAGAUUCGGACAGCCAGUCUCAGAGCUUGGUACUCCAGCUGUUGCAGCCCCCCACUAACGGCCACCUGACGGUGCUCGAGGACGGACGAGAGAGAGCGCUCGGCAGGGACGACACGUUCAGCCUGGCACAAGUGAAGAACAGAGCCGUGCGCUUCGUUCACUCCACGGAGCAGAGCAAAGACGGCCAGUUCAUCCUGAGGGCGGCCGAUCCGCAGCUGUUCUCCCAACCACAGACUGUCAAUGUAAAGGCUGUAUCACGACAGCCACCCUUGGUCGUCACAAACCAACCUCUUUACAUAGAGCCUGGUGAAGCAGUCGUCCUCACGAGGUCGGUCCUCCGCAUCGAGGACCACGACAAUCCCCAAGACGUCCUCCUAAUGGUCCUGGAACCUCCCCAGCACGGUCGCCUGAGUCGGGUCCACGGAGACGGCCGGGUGUCCCAUUUCAAGCUGGAAGAGCUGGCCCGGGAGCAGCUGCAGUACGUUCACGGCGGCGGCAGCGAAGAGCAGGACAGACUGCUCCUGCAGAUCAACGACGGCCACAGCUACCAGAACGUCCUGGUCCACGUCAGCGUCGCUCAGCGGACCGGACUCGCCCCUUACAUGCGCUCCAUUCCCAAGACCUGGGUACGAGAGGGAGGGAUGGUGCAGCUGUCCAAAAAACAUCUGAGGGCUGAGUAUAAAGGAGCCACCGACUCGGAGAUCCUCUACACCGUUCAGACAGACGCCGGACAGCCCAGAUAUGGUGAAAUCGUGUUGGCACCCAUGCCAGCUGAUGGCCCGGUGGAAUCGUGGCAGGCUUUCCCAGAGAGCAGAGACACGACACGGACCUCUACAUUCACCCAGGAAGACGUCAAUGAGGGCACGGUGUGGUACCGCCACUAUGGAGGGGGCGCUCAGAGAGACACCUUUCAGUUUCAGGUUUCUAGCGAGAUCUUCCCUGAUACCCAGAGUGACACUCAGACCUUUACAAUCGGAGUGAUGCCUCAGACUCCAGGUUUCCCUCAACUAACUCCAGGAGCUGAUCUACAGAUCAAUGCGAUGGAGGAUCGUGUUACUCUGAUAACACCCACCGCUCUAUCCUUCACUGACUCAGAGACGCCGAGCCACAAGCUGAUCUACAACGUAACAAGGUCGCUACCUGCGGGCCAAGGUAUGCUGGAGCAUGGAGACCGACCCUACACUCACGUCCGCUUCUUCACCCAGGCUGACGUAGACGCCGGGAAGAUCUUCUACAGACCUCCACAGGCUCCUUCUCAUCUGCAGGAGCUCUAUCAGUACUCGUUCACCGGCCUCCCAGAGUCAGUGAACUUCCAUUUCACAGUAUCCGAUGGAGAACACACCACCCCAGAGAUGGACUUCGCCAUCCUGUUGCUGGCCAACCAUCAGCAGCCUCCUGUUUUUCAGAUCUUGGACCCAGUGCUGGAGGUCAGCCUGGGAGGCAGAGCCCCGAUUGGUGGUCAGCAGUUAGCCGUAACCGAUGCCGACACAUCUCCGGACGAGCUGGAGUUCGAGCUGGUGGAGGGUCCAGCGCACGGUACCCUUAUCAGGGUGGAUUUCGGCUCGCAGAUCCCAAUGGUCAACGGUGAUACGUUCAGCUUUAGCGACAUCACCAGGAACGUGCUUCAGUACGAGCACUCGGGUCAGAGCACUGAGAGGGAUGAAAUGUCCUUCUCUGUGACUGAUGGGAUGUCCUUGACCUCCACCACCGUGCAGGUGACUGUGCGGGAGGUCAGAGGAGACGGGCCCAGGCGAGACCCCGAGGCCCUGCUGUCAUUGGAAGUGGCCGAGAAGAGCAGCACGGUCAUCAGACGCUCACAUCUGGCUUAUGUGGACAAAGGCUCCUCUGAUGAUAAGAUUCGUGUCCAGCUGGUUUCAGUGCCCAUGUAUGGGAUCCUUACCAGAACCAGUUCUGAAUCUGACCAUGAAGAACUGCAGGAGUAUUCUUCCUUCACCAUGGAGGACAUCAACCGCGGCAAAAUCCGGUACGUCACAUCGUUCGAAACCGGUAACCAGCCUGUCACCGAUAUCUUCCAUUUCAUCGUCUACGACGGUGAGAACAACCGCCUGGACAACCAGAUGUGCACCAUUACCAUCACAUCUGUGCAGAGACAGCCACCCAUAGUUACUGUACGCAGCGGUAUCAGGGUCCAAGAAGGAGGCCGAGUCCAGGUGUCAGCCAAUCACAUCAUUGCGUCUGACCCAGACACGUCCAAGAAGGAUCUGCUCGUGUGGCUGAUCAACCCUCCGAAGUACGGCUUUAUCGAGAAUACAAGGCGAGUCGGCUCGAUGGGUGGAGCUCAGGUCAUCAGUCCUGAUGUCCCCUUCACGAUAGAGGACCUCACCUCAGACCACAUCUUCUACGUUCAAAACGUCCACCAAGCAAACGUUCACCAAGACGUCUUCAGCUUCUACAUAAGCGACGGGUCCAGCCAGACUGAAGCCUUCGACGUCACCAUAGACAUCCAGCACACUAAGGAAGACAAAGUUCCAGUCGUCUCUGUGAACAGUAUCCACGUGGAGGAGAACACGGGCAUCGUCAUUACCAAUUCCUCCCUCAACGUGCUGGAUCCGGACACGCCGGAGAACGAGAUCGUGCUCACUAUCAUCAAGAAGCCGUCCUAUGGUAAACUUCGCAGAAGACAGUUCUACUCGCAGCCCUUACAAAAUGGCAAGAUCCUCCAUCAGGGCUCCACGUUUACCUACCAAGAUGUCCUGGAUGAGCUGCUGGUGUACGUCCCCGACACUCAGGGCUCCACCACCGACGAGAUCCGCUUCUCCGUUACUGACGGGGUUCACACGGAAACGGGGCGUCUGGAGUUUAAUAUGGACGUCAAAAGGAGGGAGGGGCCCCGGGUCACCAUUAACAGAGGCCUUCAGUUGGCAGCAGGUUUGUCAUCAAAGAUCACAGAGCAGCACCUGAAGGGAACCGACAUCGAUUCGGACAACCUAAAACUCAAAUUCACCGUGACCAAAGACCCAAGUGUGGGUGCACUGCAGCUUCACCAAGGCAGGAACAAAGUCCAGGUCUCCGCCAAAGGUCCUGUCAAGACUUUUUCCCAAGAAGACAUCAAUAAAGGCUUGCUGGAGUACGUCCAUGAGAAAGGCAAGAGUGGAGGCAGCUACUCCUUUAAAUUUAACCUAGAUGAUCCAGAGGGUAACAAACUGAUAGAUGAAUCAUUCUUCAUCACUGUUCUAGAGGAUAAACUUCCCCCGUCAGUGGUGGUAAACAAAGGUUUGGUGCUGGACGAGAACUCAGUGAAGAAGAUCACAACUCUUCAGCUGUCCUCUACAGACCAGGACAGUGAACCUGGAGAACUGGUGUACCGUAUCACCAAACAGACCCUGCUGGGGCAUUUAGAGCUUUCUACCGAUCCAGGCAAGCGCAUCAGCGCGUUCACCCAGGCUGACCUGGCUUCACGCAACGUGCAGUACGUCCACACCAGCGAAGAAGAGAAACACUCGGACGAGUUCUCGUUCACGGUGUCGGAUGGGGCUAACGAGAUCUCCCAGACGUUCUACAUCACCGUAAGGCCAGUGGACGACUCCAUUCCGGUGUUGACCAUGUCGGGCUUGAGGGUGCAGGAGGGAGUGAGGAAGACCAUCACUGAGUUUGAGCUGAAGGCCACCGAUGCAGACACAGAGGAGGACUCGGUCACCUUCACCAUCGUCCAGGCUCCUCGUCACGGCACCAUCGAGCGCACCAACAACGGUCAGCACUACCGCCAGACCAACACCUUCACCAUGGACGACGUUUACCAGAACCGCAUCAGCUACAACCACGACGGGAGCAACUCCCUCAAGGACCGCUUCUCUUUUACCGUCAGCGACGGCACCAACAUGUUCUUCAUCACAGAAGAAGGUGGAAAGGAGAUGGUCACAGCAGCACCUCAGAAAUUCAAGAUUGACAUUCUGCCCGUUGACGACGGAACACCUCGCAUUGUGACUAACCUUGGUCUGCAGUGGCUGGAGUACAUGGACAACAGGGCUACUAACCUGAUCUCCAAGAAAGAACUGCUCACCGUGGACCCGGACACUGACGAUGGUCAGCUGACUUAUGAGAUCACCGUCGAACCCAAACGUGGUUAUGUAGAGAGCAAGCUCAAGCCAGGAGCUCCUAUUAAAUCUUUCACACAAGCUGACAUCAACCUCGGUCUCAUCCGCUACGUUCUUAACGAGGACGUCGUCCAUGAGACCUCAGACAACUUCAAGUUUCUGGUGAAGGACAGCAAGCCGAACAUCGUCAGCGACAACGUGUUCCACGUUCAGUGGUCGCUCAUCAGCUUCGAGCAUAGCAGCUAUAACGUGAGCGAAAAGGCGGGCACGGUGGCCGUGACGGUGAAGAGGACCGGCAACCUGAACCAGUACGCCAUCGUUCUGUGCCGUACCGAGCCGGGAACCGCCACCUCUACCUCCACCGCCGGGUCUCAGCCCGGCAAACAGGACUACGUGGAGCACGCAGGACAGGUUCAGUUUGACGAGCGAGAGGACACCAAAGUGUGCACCAUCGUGAUCAAUGACGACCGGGUGUUUGAGGACUUCGAGAGCUUUAGCGUGGAGCUCAGCAUGCCCGUGUACGCUCUGCUCGGCCAGACGACCCGCGCCAAGGUCAACAUCAACGACACCGAGGACGAGCCCACCCUGCAGUUCGACAAAAAGACCUACCACGUCAACGAGAGCAGCGGCUUCGCCUACGUUCCCGUCGAGAGAAAAGGCGACACCAGCGGCACCGUGUCCGCCCUCUGCUACACCGUACCCAGAUCGGCCAAGGGCAGCAGCCUCCACGCCCUGGAGUCCGGCUCCGACUACAAGAGCCGGGGCAUGAGCUCGGAGAACCGCGUGGUCCUCGGCCCCGGGGUCAGCAUGUCCACCUGCGACGUCACGCUGAUCGACGACAGCGAGUACGAGCCCGCGGAGGAGUUCCAGCUGGUGCUGUCGGACGCCUCGGACAACGCUCGCGUGGGCGGGAUUACGGUGGCGAAAGUCGUCAUCGACGGCCCCAACGACGCCUCCACCGUCUUCCUGGGGAAUUCGUCCUUCACCUUCAGCGAGGACGCAGGCACGAUCGAGAUCCCCGUGCUGCGCCGGGGCAGUGACCUUUCCUCGGUGGCGUCUGUCUGGUGCGCCACCCGACCCGCUGACCAGGACUCCGCCACCCCAGGAGUGGACUACAUCCCCAGCUCCAAAAAGGUCAACUUCAAGCCUGGCAGGACCGAAGAGACUUGUAGUUUGACCAUAGUGGACGACAUCCAGAACCCCACCAUUGAGGGCAAGGAGUCCUUCAUUGUGUUCCUCAGCUCUGCUAAUGGCGCCGUGCUUACAGAGCCGCAUGAAGCUUCGGUGUACAUCGUCGACACCGCCCAAGACAUCCCCAGUAUGCAGUUCGAGAAGGCGGCCUAUACCGCCAAGGAGAAAGACGGAGUCCUGAACGUCCCCGUCGUCCGGACAGGCGAUCUGACGUACAAAUCCUCCGUCCGCUGUUUCACCCGCACCAUGUCCGCCAUGGUGAUGGACGACUUCGAGGAGAGGAGGAACACAGACGCUUCUCAGAUAGUUUUCCUCAAAGGAGAGAAGGUGAAGAACUGUACGGUUCACAUCAACGAUGAUUCUGUGUUCGAGCCUGAAGAGGAGUUCCAGGUUCAUCUGGGAACACCGCAGGGGGAUCACUGGAGCGGAGCCAUGAUCGGCAUCAACGAUAUUGUCACCGUGACCAUCACUAACGAGGAGGACGCACCGACGAUCGAGUUCGAACAAGCGUCGUAUCAAGUGCGAGAACCUCCCGGCCCGGACGGCCUCGAGGUCCUGAAUAUCAAAGUGAUCCGAAAAGGAGACCUGGACCGCACCUCCAAGAUCCGCUGCAGCACCAGGGACGGGUCGGCCCAGUCCGGAGUGGACUACAACCCUAAGAGUCGGGUCCUCAAGUUCAUCCCUGGGAUGGACCACGUCUUGUUUAAGGUCGAGAUCCUGUCCAACGAGGAGCGAGAGUGGCACGAGUCGUUCUCGCUGGUCCUCGGGCCCGACGACCCGGUGGAGGCUGUGCUCGGAGACGUUACCACGGCUACUGUCACCAUUCUGGAUCAGGAGGCUGCUGGAAGUCUCAUUCUCCCGGCUCCUCCUAUUGCUGUGUCACUCUCCGACUACGACCACGUCCACGAGGUGACCAAGGAGGGCAGCAAGAAGUCGCCGUCUCCCGGGUACCCCCUGGUCUGCGUGACCCCGUGCGACCCUCACUACCCUAAAUACCCGGCCAUGAGGGAGCGCUGCGAGGAGGCCGGGAUCAACCAGUCCUCCGUCCACUUCGGCUGGGAGGUGGCGGCACCCACCGACACCGGCGGUGCGAGGUCGCCGUUCGAGACGGUCACGGACAACACGCCCUACACGACCGUCAAUCACAUGGUCCUGGACAGCAUCUACUUCAGCCGCCGCUUCCAUGUCCGAUGCGUAGCUCAAGCACGGGACAAGGCCGGGCACCUGGGAACACCCUUGAGGAGCAACAUUGUCAUCAUUGGCACCGAGGGCUCCAUAUGUCACACCCCGGUGACCACCGGAACUGCACGCGGCUUCCAGGCCCAGUCCUUCAUCGCCACCCUGAAAUACCUGGAUGUCAAACACAAAGAGCAUCCCAACAGGAUUCACAUCUCGGUUCAGAUUCCUCAUCAGGACGGCAUGCUGCCCCUGGUGUCCACCAUGCCGCUGCACAACCUGCACUUCCUGCUCUCCGAGUCCAUCUAUCGGCAGCAGCACAUUUGCUCCAACCUGGUCACCCUGAAGGACCUGAAGGGCAUUUCUGAAACUGGAUUCCUGGACGACGUUUCCUACGACAGCAUAUCUCUGGGCCCUGGGUUCGAUCGGCCCUACCAGUUCAACCCCGGCGUCCGUGAGCCCAAAACCAUCCAGCUGUACAAGCAUCUUAACCUGAAAAGCUGCAUCUGGACGUUCGACGCGUAUUACGACAUGACCGAGCUGAUCGAUGUCUGUGGGGGGUCGGUCACUGCUGACUUCCAGGUGAGAGACUCUGCACAGUCGUUUCUAACCGUGCAGGUUCCACUUCACGUGUCCUAUAUCUACGUGACAGCUCCUCGGGGCUGGGCCUCCCUGGAACACCAUACAGAGAUGGAGUUCUCCUUCUUCUACGAUACGGUUCUGUGGAGGACAGGCAUACAGACGGACAGCGUGCUCUCAGCCAGACUGCAGAUCAUUCGGAUCUUCAUCAGGGAGGAUGGGCGGCUAGUAAUCGAGUUUAAAACUCAUGCUAAAUUCAGAGGCCAGUUUGUCCCGGAACACCACACCCUGCCCGGGCACAAAUCCCACCUGAUGGCCCCGGAUCACCUCGGAGGAAUGGACUUUGACCUGCAGCUGGUGUGGAGCGCACAGACCUUCGACUCCCCCUACCAGCUCUGGAGGGCCACCAGCUCCUACAGCCGGAAGGACUAUUCGGGAGAGUACACAGUGUUUCUGAUUCCCUGUACGGUGCAGCCCACUCAGCCGUGGAUCGAUCCUGGAGACAAGCCUCUGUCCUGCACCGCUCAUGCUCCUGAAAAGUUCUUGCUGCCCAUCGCGUUCCAGCAGACGAACCGCCCCGUUCCAGUGGUGUACUCGCUCAACACCGAGUUCCAGCUGUGCAACAACGAGAAGAUGUUCAUGAUGGAUCCUGCUACUACAGACGUGUCCAUGGCUGAGAUGGACUACAAAGGAGCUUUCUCCAUGGGUCAGACCAUGUACGGCCGGGUGCUGUGGAAUCCUGAUCAGAAUCUCAACUCGGCCUACAAGCUGCAGCUGGAGAAGGUCUACCUGUGUACCGGCCGCGACGGCUACGUCCCCUUUUUCGACCCCACGGGGACUCUGUACAACGAGGGGCCUCAGUACGGGUGCAUCCAGCCCAACAGGCACCUCAAACACCGCUUCCUGCUGCUGGAUCGGAAGCAGCCGGACGUGUGUGACCGGUACUUCCACGACGUCCCGUUCGAAGCCAGCUUCGCCUCGGACAUCCCCGAGCUUCAGUCCAUGAUCUCGAUGCCCGGCGUGGACGGCUUCACCAUGAAGGUCGACGCCCUCUAUAAGGUGGAAGCGGGGCAUCAGUGGUACCUCCAGGUGAUCUACGUAAUCGGGCCGGACUCCGUAUCCAGCCCCAGAGUGCGUCGUUCCGCCAGCUUAGCCCUCAAACGCGACCUGUCCUCGCAGUCCGUCCUGGACGAGUCUCUCAUCUACGACAACGAGGGGGAAAAGGUGAAGAACGGAACCAACAUGAAGGCUCUGAGGCUGGAACCCGAGCCCGCGGCCACCUUCGACCGGCACACCGGGAGCUCGGUCGGGGGCGGACUGGCCGCCGUCGUCUUGCUCCUCGUGCUGCUCGCGGCUUCCUACUUCCUGUUCGUGAAAUGCAGGAGGAGGGGCGGCGGGAAGGCGGGUAAGCACAGGGCGGAGGAGUACCCGCUGAACACCAAGGUGGACGUCGAGCGCACGGAGAAGAACCUGAACGGCAAGCGCAACGUCAACCUGUUCAGCCAGGGCGACGAGACCUGCAAGGUCAACGGGGUCAAGGUCAAGCGGGUCAACCUGGAGGUCAAACUGCACAACAAUCUCAACGACGGCACUGAAGUCUGAUCUGUGCCCCCCCCAAAAAAAUAAAUAAAUAAAUAAAAACCUUGUAUUUAAUAAGAAAUUGUAAAAAAAAACUACACGAAAAACAAACGUAUUUUGUUGUAUUUUUUAUUGGUUUGUAUUAAUAAAUAUAAUGUAUUUUUAUACGGCGGUAAGAGGGAGAGAAAGGGAACGUGUGUUUUACAGCUAUGCAGCUUCAAGGAUUUUGCAACUGAGCUACCUCAGCUCGAACCAUCUCAGUCCGAUUCUCAGUUCGCGUCUUUUAGAUUCAUUUCACCAAACGCCGCUUUUGUUGGCUACGUUUGCGCUGCAAGGUUUGAUCCUUUAUCCCGAUUUAGUCCUUUAGGUCGCUCGUAUUAUCUUUUUUCUGGUAUACACUGAUACCAAGGUUGAUCGGCCAGCCAUCGGUCACUUAAGGACGUUUUUAACCCACUUCAGUGUUGUUUUGGCUGUAUGCUUCGGCUCAUUGCCAAAUGUGUAGGAUCUCAGAAUCACAUUCACUAUAUGGACAAAAGUAUUAGGAUUUGUUGCAGCCACAGCGAUUGCUAACAGGUGUAGUGAAGCAGUUGUAUAAAGGAAAUGACUGUACAUGCUUCCGACUUCACAGCAAGUUUAGGGAAGGCCCUUUCCAGUUCCAGCAUGACUGCACCCCUGUGCACAAAGCAAGCCCUGUAAAGAUGUAAAUAAAAGCUUGAUUUAAAAUGAUAGAAACACGCUGGCACACCAGAGCCGACAGCUCUGCUACCGCCUACGCGAAGAACAAUGAUUGGUUGUUGUUCAAAGGGGGAUGCCGGAGGGGAUUCCUCAUAACUGAUGCAAUCACGACCUCUGCUGGCUGAUUGAUGCCGCCUGCACAGAGACGGGGGAUAAUGUGAUCAGGGUGUGGCUCUCCGUACACAAAGCUGAUCACAUAUGAACUCGCCUUCGUGCAGGUCGGAGGGGGCGCGUGUUUGUCACGGCUCUACUCGGUCAGAGUGGAGGUCGACAUCAGUAGAGAGGAAGCGUAAUGCAAUCGGGUGACUGGAUACGACCAGAUUGGGGGGGAAAAAAGAAACUCCAUUGACUUCAGCAAGACUGAACAGCUCUGGAAUGACCCGGAACAUCAACUGAGGCUUUGUCGACCCACACCUGUCCAAUCGUUUGACUGAAUGGGCACAAAUUCCCACAGCCAUACUUCAAAAACUAUGGAGAGCGCUUGCCAGAAGAUUGUCUGGUCUUCUAAACACAGAGGUCACUCUGUCUAUUUUAUUGCCAUUUGGUUCGGGUGUCCGAAUACUUUCUGUCGUAUAGCACAGUGGUCCCCAACCACCGGGCCGCGGACCGGUACCAGUCUGUGGGCAUUUAUUACCGGGCCACACAGAAAGAAUAAAUGAUUAGAGAUCGCUACAAGAGCAAUUCAAUUUACAAUACUCUUUGGGUGUUAUUGUCCCCAAUCACCACUAGGUGGGAGCAAAAAAGCUCAGGAUUUAUGCUGAUUUUACAUUCUAUAGUUCUUCUAUUUUAAAUCCUCCCGCCCCCACCGGUCCGUGAAAUUAUAUCUUAUAUGAAAGCGUUCCGUGGUGCAGAAAAGGCUGGGGAGAAUUUGACCUGAAGUGUGAGCGUAGCCGUCGCGACGACACAGCGGCCCGUGGUAGCUCGGCCACUUCGGGACUUCAAGCGAACGCCCCCCCGUCCUCCGUGUUACGUUAAGUGUUAAGCACAGGCUGCGUGCCGAAACGUUUUUAAAGUGCAAUUACGUGGUGACGUGAUGGUCAUCCUUCUGCCCUGGAUUCUAUUUCUCGAUCACCUUUGUGCCAUGCUAAUAUUCCAAGUGCGAUUUUCUUUAUUCGAAUCCAAAUUACAAAUAUCGCUGCCUGUAGAACGUACAGUACAGUAGAGCCAGUUUUGCACCGAUGUUUUGUCGCUACACUGUUUUUACUUCUUACUUUAUUCAAACCCUGUGGAUUGAAGUCGUUGCACUGUAUAUACGGUACGUUCUGAUGUCGACGAGAUUCUCAGCAUAUUAUCUCACACUAUGUAUUACUGUAUGUUAUUCUAUGUAUUACCAGCCCGCACAUCCAGUGUUGUGUUUUUGACUUUACGGAUCACAUGGUGCUCGUUCGGAACCCACAGCACAGCACAGCGCAUCGUCUACAACAUGUUUGUCUACACAUUUGAAUUAUAAUUUGUUCGAGUGCCCGUGGAUCACUGAAGAGAACAUAUUUUUGGUGCUAUUGUAUGUGGGGAAAAUAAUGUUGCUUUUGAUGUGUACUACAGUAUGUGCCUUUUUAUUAAUAAAAAAGACAUCUGAAUAUAAAA